This is a messenger RNA of Aureococcus anophagefferens, 1975 nucleotides long. RefSeq lists its product as hypothetical. Gene Ontology annotation, biological process: copper ion homeostasis. NCBI's taxonomy places the organism in Eukaryota, Pelagophyceae, Pelagomonadales, Pelagomonadaceae. Bases 16 to 1917 code for a protein of 633 amino acids. The record is from RefSeq and is a predicted model, not a curated record. Gene Ontology annotation, molecular function: copper ion binding; P-type divalent copper transporter activity. Gene Ontology annotation, cellular component: membrane. The transcript is spliced from 4 exons.
CUGCGCGUCGAGGGCAUGACCUGCGCGGCGUGCGCGUCGCGCGUCGCCAAGGCGCUCCGGUCGCUCGGCGUCGACGACAUCUCCGUGAACUGCGUCACGGACCAGGCGGGCUACGCGUCGUCGCCGGACACGGCGCGCGUCGAGGCCGAGGGCGAGAAGGCGGCGAGCGACGACCCGCACGUCGCGAAGACGACGCUCGCGACCAAGGGCAUGAUCUGCCCGAGCUGCCCGCCGCGCAUCCAGCGGGCGCUGAAGCGGCUCGACGGCGUGCGGGACGUCACCGUGUUCCUCGUCCUCGACGCCGUCGAGGUGCUCUACGACGCGCGCAUCGUCGGACCGCGGCUUCUGGCGCACCGCCUGUCGCAGCUCGGCUACGACGCGAGCGUUCAAGCCGACGACGAUGGUGUGGACGUCGCCGGCGAGGAGCGCGCGCGGAAGCUGGCGCGCGUCGCCGAGGUCCGCGCGUUCCGGCGCCGCGCGGCCGUCGCGUUCGCGCUCGCGGCGCCGGUCUUCGUGGUCAUGAUGCUCGUGAUCCCCUACGGCGCGCGCGACGCCGUGCUCGCGCUCCAGUCCAACGCGCUCGCGGGGCGGAGCCGCUACCUCGCCGUCGAGGCGCUCGGGUCGCUGCUGCUCGCGACGCCCGUGCAGUUCGUCCUCGGCUUCCGGUUCUACGUCGGCGCGUUCAACAGCCUGCGCUACGGCACGGCGAACAUGGACGUGCUCGUGGCGCUGGGCACGUCGGCGGCCUACUUCUACUCGAUCUACUGCAGCGACGGCGGCGGCGGCCACGGCCACCACGGGUCCCACGCGGACGACGCGGACUGCGUCUCGGGCCACCACUUCUUCGAGACGUCGUCGGUGUUGAUCGCCUUUGUUUUGCUGGGGAAGUUCAUGGAGGCCAAGGCCAAGGGCCGGACGUCCGAGGCGCUCCAGGCGCUGCUGAGCCUCCAGCCGAAGAUGGCGACGGUGUCGCACACCAUGGACGACGGCGGCGACUACGAGGAGGUCGUCGACGCGGGCAGUCUGAGUCGAGGCGACGUCGUCAAGAUCAAGCCCGGCGAGGCCGUGCCCGCGGACGGCGCCGUCGUGAGCGGCGAGUCGAACUGCGACGAGAGCAUGCUCACGGGCGAGUCCAUGCCCGUGGAGAAGCGGCCCGCCGACGACGACAAGGAGGCCGCGGGCAAGGUCUACGGCGGCACGAUCAACGCCGGGCCGGGCGUUUUAUUUGCGAGAGUUACCGCAGUGGGCACGGAGUCGCUCCUCGCGUCCAUCGUCAAGCUCGUGGAGCAGGCGCAGGGGUCGAAGACGCAGAUCGAGGCGCUCGCGGACUACGUCGCGCGGAACUUCGUCGCGGGCGUCGUCGCCGUCGCCGUCGCGGCCUUUGCUCUCUGGUUUUCGCUCGCGGCGACGGAGGCGGUGCCCCGGGACUGGUACGACGACGAGGGGCGCUUCCUCUUCGCCUUCCUCUUCAGCAUCGCCGUGCUGGUCGUCGCGUGCCCCUGCGCCUUGGGGUCGGCGUCGCCGAGAGCGGCUCGGAGCACCCGCUCGCGUCCGCGCUCGUCGCCACGGCCGCGGAGGCGCGGGGGCGGCGGGGCUGGCGGGGCCCGCGAUUCCGCGUCGUCGCCUUCGACGCGCUCGUCGGCCGGGGCGUCUCCGCGGCGCUGCGACGCGCGGACGACGCCGCGGCGCCGGAGCUCGUGCUCCACGUGGGCACGCGGGACCUCGUCGCCGCGGCCGGCGGCGGCCGCGGCGCUCUCGGGCCCGAGCGCGACGCGCGCGCCAAGGCCCUCGAGGCCGACGGCGCGACGGUCGUCUUCGUCCACGCGGCCGUCGGCGGCCGGCGCCUCGUCGCCGACGACUUCAAGGCGACGGCGAAGAAGCCGCCGCCGGCGGGGUCGGGGGACGUCGUGGGCAUGAUCGGCGUCGCCGACAUUAUUAGGGACGAGGCCGCGCGCGUCGUCUCCCACCUCCAGUC